GUGUCUGUGCGGGGGCGAGCGGCGGCUGUGCUGAGGUGAGGCUUUUUUCCCUGUGUUUUACAAACCCAUGAAUAUUCCAUGUCUUGUUGUACAAGGAGGAAUAGAACAGGAAUGGCAUUAAUGCUGAAUUUUAGCUGGUGGCGUCAAAACAAAGUCGUGGGAGGAGGAGAAGAGAGAGAUCCUGGAUUUUAGGUUUUUGCUUGGAAAUUCUGGCCUCAGGCACAGAAAGGAGCUGAUGAAGCCUUUAAGCUCUCAGGUUCUCCUUCUAGCUUUGAGAGCAUCGCUCUUGUAGAAGAGGAUCUGAACGGCGAGCUGAUGAACGAAGACAUACGUAUCCAUAGCUGGCCUUGUUCUUACUACUUGGACACCAGCAAACAAUGGGUCUCUGGCAAACUCUCCCUGACUCCUGUGGCGAUCAAAUUUACAGCUGACAAAACCGGGGAGCUUUUGGUCAACUUUCACCUUUCUAGUAUCAGCGAGAUCAAGAAGGAGUCUUCGAAUUUAAUCUUCAGCUCCCUGACAGUCUUAGAGAAGAACACCAAGCACUGGUUCAGUUCUCUGCAACCCAACCGAAAUGUGGUGUUCAACAUCCUCGAGCACUUCUGGAGGGAGCAACUGCUGUCGAGCCAAAGCGCAGGAGCAGAAGCAGCAGCUUUGCAGUCAACAAAGGGAAAAGAACUGACCGGAUUGUUGACCGGAUCCCAGAAACGACUGGAGGACACAGCAAAAGUGCUGCAUUACCAGGGCGAGCAGUUCGAUAACAUCAUGAAAGGCCUCAACAAGAUCGAAGGGGAUAUGGAUGUAGCAGACAGGUUGUUGACUGAGCUCGAAUCUCCUUCUUGGUGGCCAUUUAGCAGCAAGCUCUGGAAAGCGCCAUUGGAAAGCAAGCCAAAGGAAACUGCCACAGUUUCCGAUUCGAAGAACCAGGAAGGAAUCGUAAUUAGAAUUCCAGUUAUUAUCACCCACAGAACAGACUCAAAUGUCAAGCCAGGAAAACUCACGCUCUUCGCUUCUGGCCUGGAAAUCAGUGACUGCAACUCUCAGGUCAUUCACCGGUUUGAAUCGAAGGAUGUAGAUGAUAUCAGGGUUCAUACGCCAUACGAAAUCAGUGUCCGUCAGAGAUUUAUUGGGAAGCCUGACACCUCUUACCGGCUCUUGUCAGCAAAGAUGCCAGAAGUGAUCCCCAUCUUGGAGAUGCAGUUUAGCAAGAAGAUACAGUUUUUAGAGGAUGCCCUGGGAUUUGUCGGUGCCACAAAGUCUCCUCAGGUAGAUUUGGGGACCACCAUUUGGCAAGCAGCCACGGGACUUGUGGGAGGAGUGUUGCAGCCCAGCUCUCCGGUGGAAGGCAAAGAAGGGAUGGACAAUGACCAGGCUCAGCUCCAGAAGCAAGAGAAGAUCUCCCAGGAAGAAGCAAAAGAGCUUAAACAGAUCCUACAGAAGCUGAAGGGCCUCGCCUUGGAGACAGAGGCCGAGCUGGAGAGACAGGACGAAGCUCUGGAUUCCAUCACUACCUCCGUCGACCGCGCGACGCUGAAUAUCGACAAGCAGAACCGCAGAAUAAAGAGACUAACAUAGCGCCCGCAGGUAUCGAGAGGAAGAGGAGGAUCGGGGAACUGUAUUUUUGAAGUUGUUUCUUUAAUAGACACCUUGGGAGGCGGUCGCAAUAUUGUCUGGAACAUGACGCUGCUGCUGUCGAGUUCCUGAGGGUUUUGAAAACGUUUCCAGACUUGGGUGAUGUUUGGAGACUGUUUUAGGAUUAAUCAAGCCAACACUUUUUAAUUGCGGUGAAACAAGGAUAGUGGAUUCUUUACUACAGUAAACCUGUAAAUACGAAGGGAUGCGAUAUAAUCUAAAUCAACUUUUAUGUGGUUUUUUAUGUUGCUGCUUUUGAUUUUUGGUUUUGUUUUGGUUUUUUACUGCAACAGUGAAGGAGAAAUGAACUGCAUAUGAGAGCACUUUAGAUGAUUACAGCUUAUUAAUUCUCUCUCAAGGUCUUUCUUGAAAACACUUAAUAGCUGAACUAAGGGCCAGAUGUCCAACUGCAGAUCACUGAGGCUUUUUCUUUGUAAGCUGAUGGUGAUAAAAACUUGUGUUCCCUGAGCACAUAGUUUAAUAGGUUUCAAUCGUGGUUUUUAUGUACUCAGUAGUGAAGUGGCCACAAGUGUCUGUUGCCAUAUCCUGGGAAAUCAAAAGAAGGUUCAUGUGCAUGUAUUGGUAGAGGCAUCAACUUGGCAUCACGACCAUGUCGUUCACUUUAUGUGGUCCCUAAAUACCAUGUUGGAUCUGGGCUGCCGCAUCUCAGAUGGAUGUUGGUACAAAGUCUUGUGUCCCUGCUCUGUCCUUCAUUUUCCAAGGAUCUCCCUGCUCUUUGGCUCCGAAUCUCUAAAUGGGAAAUUCAUGAGUUGUGUGGAGCAUCGUGUGGUUUUUGGGUGUCUGCUCCAGGUUCAUGGGCUGAGGGCCCUAUGGGCAGAGUUGUAGACAUCUGUAUAAUAUUUUAUAGUUGUGGUGCAUCCGUCUUACCUUGGGUCUAUUAUUUAUUUGCACUAACUGGUGGUGAAGCAUUUCAAGACUUUCUGUAGACCUAUAUCUCUAAAAUAAAAGGGAAUAAUGUCAGUUGUUGUCUAAUAGGCUUUGUUGAGUUUACAAUUGGCUCCAUCGAGACUACAGGACAGUGGAGACCUUUUCCCCCCCUAAAUUACUUGAUAACCCAUAUAUCCAUCACCUGUGGCGGAGAACUCGCAUUUCAUCAAUUCCUACAGUUUACCAGCUAUUUUAGUUCAAAGUAGCUGUUGUAAUGUCUUUUAAGCUGUUUUAUAGUAAAAAGUUCUUGUAUUGCUUUCAAAUACAACACUUUUGGUGCAACAUUUUUACCGGUGAAGCUUUGAACUGUUUAUUCCACUGACAGCUGAUGUGAGAUUUUCCUGUAUCAGAGUAAUUCCGCCUUCCUUUUAAAGAAAGAUGCGGUAAAUCACAUGGAGCAUGUUGUUUUCAAGAUCUUACUCUACCUUGUUCUGUGUUAUUUCAUAUUAGGUUGUUAGCAUUAAAGUGCUUCUGCACUGCAGGUUCUUAAUUUACAGUCCAAGUUGUUACUGGCAUGCACUUUAAUUGCUGACCGUGGUGAUUAGAUAUAUAUAUAUAAAUAUAUGCAUUGUGUACUGUGAAAUAAAAUAUUGUCUGCGGUUCCCUUGUUUGUUUCCAAUACCCAAAUCACUUUUGGUUUACUGUGAGAGGAAAAGAUGUUUACACAGCUAAUUAUUUCAUGAAUUUCAAAGUAUAGGUUAUGCAAGAUAGAUGUGAACUGAACCUGGUGCUGACUACUGGGAAUGAAUCUCUAAACUGAAUUAGUCCGAACCAGGAUUGCCAAACUUAAACACUAAUUACACAGCAUUUACUUUAGCGUUCUCUGUGCCAUACUUUUGAUUGCUGUGAUUUUUAGCACUCGCUGUUGCGUCAGAUUCAGUAUCUUGUGGUUUUUGUUUGUCCAACUUGUCCAAAGCAAAAAAUGGCAAUGUUGUUUGUAAGAAGUGACACAUUCUAGCGCCGUGCAUUAGCUAGAGUUCAUUUCAAUCUGUAAUCUCUUCUUAUUAAAUAUCUUGAAAUAGU
This is a messenger RNA of Columba livia (rock pigeon), 3603 nucleotides long. RefSeq names its product synaptosome associated protein 47 (gene SNAP47). NCBI's taxonomy places the organism in Eukaryota, Metazoa, Chordata, Aves, Columbiformes, Columbidae. The transcript has 7 exons. Gene Ontology annotation, biological process: synaptic vesicle priming; exocytosis; synaptic vesicle fusion to presynaptic active zone membrane. Bases 316 to 1575 code for a protein of 419 amino acids. Gene Ontology annotation, cellular component: plasma membrane; SNARE complex. Gene Ontology annotation, molecular function: syntaxin binding; SNAP receptor activity. The record is from RefSeq and is a predicted model, not a curated record.